Molecule: messenger RNA, 744 nt
Organism: Aspergillus chevalieri
Lineage: Eukaryota; Fungi; Ascomycota; Eurotiomycetes; Eurotiales; Aspergillaceae
Gene: CCS1
Product: copper chaperone CCS1
Exons: 4
Coding region: 1-744 (247 amino acids)
Biological process (GO): removal of superoxide radicals
Cellular component (GO): cytoplasm
Molecular function (GO): copper ion binding; superoxide dismutase copper chaperone activity
Source: RefSeq, a predicted model, not a curated record
AUGAUUGAGCCGUUCCAGACGACCUUCGCGGUCCCGAUGACCUGCGAGGGCUGCGUGAAAGAUAUCUCCGGCUCGCUUAACAAGAUUGAAGGAAUCAACAAAGUCGACGCCAACCUCAAGGAGCAACUAGUCUUCAUCGAGGGCACCGCACCACCCAGCAAGAUCGUUUCUGCUAUCCAGGACACCGGUCGUGAUGCGAUUCUCCGCGGUAGCGGUACAUCCAACAGUUCCGCCGUCUGCAUUCUCGAAACGCACUCGAAUAGCGUCUCGAACAAGAUCCGCGGACUCGCGCGCAUGGUCCAGGUUUCCUCCAACAUGACUCUUGUCGACUUGACUAUCAACGGACUCUCGCCGGGCCGCUACUGGGCUACCGUCAGACAAGCUGGAGACAUUUCGCAGGGAGCGUCUUCAACGGGUGGAAUUUGGGAGGCAUUGAAAUCAACUGUUCUUGGCUCGGAGACCCCCAAGGAGCCCCGGGGUGUGUUUGGAACUGUGGAUGUGGACGAGAAGGGCCGUGGGAAUGUCUUCAUGGACCGGCCGGUUGCUAUCUGGGAGAUGAUUGGCCGGAGUAUGGUGCUUUCGAAGUCGAAGGAAGGCCCGUUCAAGCGGGAAGACCCGGAUACGCUGGUUGGCGUUAUUGCUCGCAGUGCUGGUGUGUGGGAUAACGACAAGAUGGUCUGCUCGUGCUCCGGAAAGAAUGUGUGGCAGGAGCGUCAGGAGCAGGUCUCUCAAGGCAUGGUUUGA